GUGAUAAACUUUUACAAGUCAUGCAGAAUUGUUACAAUAACCAUUUUCUCAUUUAAGAAAUGAUCGGAGGCAUUGAAGGGCGUUUUUUUGAGGGGGGAGCACCAAAGUAUUCUCUGUCUGAUCUGGACAAAGGUCAUUUCAAGACUAUAGGAGAAAUAAUGGCGGUCAGCUUGGCCCAGGGUGGCCCAGCCCCAAACUUCCUUGCACAUUGGUGCUAUAAGGUCCUGUGUAGUGGCUCUCUAGAGUUUGCACACCUAGAAAAAAAUGAUCUGGGAAAUGGGCACUAUCGUGAUCUUACAGCACAGGUUGAAUCAGCUACAGAAAGCUCAAUUACAGAGCUCACAGAAGACAUUUUGAGCUGUGGGUAUCUCGGCGUAGUCAGCUUAGAGAAGAAGGAUGAAAUUAUCCGAGCUAUUAUCCUACAUGCCACUCUUAAGUUGAUCCCUAUGCUGCAAGAGAUCAGGAAGGGUUUGCAGCUUUAUGGCCUUGGUGGUCUUAUGGAAAAACACCCAGAAAUUUGUCAGCCUCUGUUUGUUCCUGGGACAGAAACGGCAGUUGUGGAUGCAGAUUUCGUCAUUUCCAUUUGCCAGGCAGAGUUCAGUGAAAAGGGCUCAUACAGAGAACAGGUCGAGGUUGCCAUGAUGAACCAUCUGCAAGACCUUCUUCAGGAACAGGAGCAAAAUGACAGUACUUCUGGUGUGGGUACUCUCCCCAUGACUCCAAAGACCUUCCUUCAGUGGGUGACAGGACAGGGACACAUUCCUAUUCUGUCUCAAGAGAAGGCACAUUUCAAAAUCACAGUGCAAUUCAACCAUAACUGUGAUGCAGAAUAUAAUGAGCAUAGGAUAUGUUAUCCAACUGUGGCAGCAUGCAGCAAUACAAUUAUGCUACCUGUUAAACACAUGUCAAAGUAUGAAGACUUCAAAACUGUGUUGAUGGAGGGUUUCUUUCUUGGCCAGGAAUUUCUGAAGGUUUAGCUGCACAAGAUUUUCAGUUUAACAUGGAAAUGUAUUAAGUUUAGAAACGAUGGACACAAUUUCUUU
Megalobrama amblycephala (Wuchang bream) is the source of this 1043-nucleotide messenger RNA. RefSeq lists its product as uncharacterized. The transcript is spliced from 6 exons. The record is from RefSeq and is a predicted model, not a curated record. The coding region runs from base 60 to 977 and encodes 305 amino acids. Gene Ontology annotation, molecular function: ubiquitin-protein transferase activity. Lineage: Eukaryota; Metazoa; Chordata; Actinopteri; Cypriniformes; Xenocyprididae.